Molecule: messenger RNA, 834 nt
Organism: Coniophora puteana RWD-64-598 SS2
Lineage: Eukaryota; Fungi; Basidiomycota; Agaricomycetes; Boletales; Coniophoraceae
Exons: 4
Coding region: 271-444 (57 amino acids)
Source: RefSeq, a predicted model, not a curated record
AUAAAUGUCAUAGCGCCAGCCAGCCAGACCAUCGAGAGACGGCUUGAGCUGACCUGUUGUGAUAGCUAUAAAUAGAGCCUAGACACAGCUGGGUAUGAGUAUUGUCUAUAAUUUAAUCCCAUGUCCAUCAAGAAAUACGUGAAUGACCAGCUCAGGCGAUUCUGAAUCCGCCAACAAAGCGAGUCGAGUCUCUCUGUGUGGGUGCGGAAGGCAGAGGCUGAGCAGGCAAUAGUGCUUCGUUCACGGAGUGUAGAGAAGUACCUUGCCCAGAUGGAAGUUGUGAUUGCGAGGACCCCUCAACCUCCUCAUACGGCGGUGGCUCGGGACCCGAUGAUUGUGCGGGAGCAGAUGAGUCACCCGGGGGAGGGUAGACUUGAGGGGAGUUCGACGUUUGAGUGUUGGGAGCGCCUUGAGAUUGGCUGGAAGAGGUCGAAUGAGUGGUAGGCUGAUCACGUAGCCAGGGUGGGACGCUGGACGAAUGAAGCCGCGGCGGUUCAGCUGGCGUCUGAUUGAAGCUGCUGGCGCGUAAUUCUGCAGUGUUCUGUUGCCAUGGUGGAAGUUGGUUUGCACGGUUAUUUACCAGAGGUAGCGCAUGGACCGGCCGCAGCGCUGCGUUAGAAGGCCUGGAAGAGGCGGAGUUGUAUGAUGAACGUCGUGCGCAUCUGAUUAGGGCUGCGAUGAAGGCUAGUACAGCAAAACGACGAAGACACCAAUGAAAAUGGGGGCGAGAUUGGAUGUGCCCGUCGAACUCGAGUUCGAGUACUGAGCGUACGCGAAUGAUGACUGGGAGAUGAGAAGAAGAAAACUCAGGACACACAUCUCAUUGAAGACGAC